AUGGAGACUGUGCGGGAGUCAGACGGAGAGGAGCAAGUCAGAGGUGGAAAGAGAUUAAUGGAGGAUGACCGAGAGGCGAGGAAGCUGGAGGAACCCCUCCAUGUUUCAGCUCCUCAAGAGCUUCUGCUGAAGUUGGACCAUGCAGACGAGCUGUGUCCUGAGUCCUACAGGGUCAACUCCCCCGACGAGGUCCGACUGUUGGAAAUCACAGACAACUUCCAGCAUCAGUAUUCACACCUGUACCCCGACCGCAAACCGCUGCUGCUCUGUCCAAUCAACGAAUGUGGAGUUAAGAAGUUUGUGUCCACCACUCUUCGGCCCACAUCGACGGUCUACCCCGUGUUUUUCACCUGGCAGGGCUGUGCCUCCUUCGUGGCUGACUUCCUGUCUCUGGAGCCUUUGGAUCCGCCGGGGAACCUGCCCCUGUUCCUGUUCUCCUCCAGCUCGGUGCUUCAGACUCAGAGGGCCAACUGUCUGGACUUUGCCACGUUGUUGUGCAGUCUGCUGCUGGGCUCCGACUACGACGCCUACUGUGUCAGCGGUUACGCCGUCAGAGAGAUGUGUCUGCUCGACCCCAGCCUGCUGCACUGCCCCCUGCUGGACACAGAGGUGGAGAGUGACAUCUCAGAGCAGCAGCUUCAGGAGAACAAAUACUUAGUGAAACCUCUGAGGGAGCUGAAGAGUCGAUUUUUGACGCAGCAGGAGAAGAAGAAGAAGCAGGAUGAAGAGGCCGCGUUGCUUCAGAAGCAAAACCUCAAACGGGAGAUCGAGCAGCGACCCGCCGACCCCCUGCGAGGGCUGCGGGUCCACUGCUGGGUUCUGGUGCUGUCGGGGAGUCGGAGCGUCCAGGAGAACUUCUUCAUCGACCCUCUGAGCGGGAACAGCUACGCCACCAACGACGAACGCUUCCUGGGCGUGGAGAGCGCCUGGAACAACCGCAACUACUACGUCAACAUGCAGGACUGCAGGAACGGCUGUGCUGAUAUGGAGUACGACCUGGAGGACCUGAAUACCUGGGAGCCGGUCCUGUACGGAGCAACCAGCAAAAAGCAGCUGAUUCUUGAUGUCUUGAAGAAAAAGGAGAGUAAGAUGAUGAGCACAAUCAAGAAUGAUAAUGAGGAGGAGGAGGAGCCCCAUGUUUUUGAGAUGCCACGAUCCUGGGCCAGUUACGUCAACAUCUCUAAAGAAGACCUGGAGACCCGCUGGCCGGGCGGGCAGAAGGUGACCCACUACAGCAAAGCAAAGCUGGAGGAGUUUGCACCGUAUCUGAAGUCAGACGGUCUGGUUCAGAGACUGACCACGUACAAAGACCUGGACUGCUCUGAGGAGGUCUUGGUGAAGGAGUGGUAUCAAAACAGGGACGACUACCUGGAGCAGAGGGAGGUCAACAUGGACAACAACAUCACAACGGAGCACUUCAAACAUGGAAAACCUUUUCACCUUCUACUUCACAGGUUCUCGUCCUUGAAGGCCGGGCGUGAGAUGCAGUUCAGCAGCGCUCACGUUGAAGAUCUGGUGAGGAGGGUGGUGUCACCGGGGGAAAUCACGGAGACGUUCGAGGGCCGGAACGACUUCCUCUUCUACCGCCACGCCGUCUUCGAUAGACACGUCCAGUUUUCACAACCAGAUUUGAAAAAGAAAACCGAUGCUCGAAUUCCGCAGAAAAUGGUGGAGCGUUUCCACAGGAACAGAUCCAAACCAGCCAACGUGGACGUGGCGGAGCGAGUGUUCCUAUUGGCUGAAAGACGCAUCGAGGUGACCUAUCAUUUAGAAGAUCACAGAUUCAUCACCUCGAAGAGGAGCUUCAUGAAACCGCUGGAGUCCACGGAAAAAAAGAAGGCCGAGGAGUUCUCAGCUGACAUGGUCUGCAGCUUCCAGGUGGAUCCAUCUGAGAAACCUAUUGAGACCCUGACCCUGAGUAAGAUGCUGGUGGACCUGAUCAGGGAUGAGGAGAAGGUGGUUCAACAAAUCAAGGAGUCUAAGAAAGAGGUGAGCAGCAUCUUGGUCUGCAGAAAGCAGGAGGAGAAAGACGUUCGGCUUCACUUCUCUCCGUGGACGACAACCGGAGCUGCCACGGCUCGCAGCCAGAGACAGGAAAUGGAGCGCCAGGCUGUGGAGGAGCAAAGAUGGCUGCAGGAGAGGAAGAAGGACAUCCUGGCUCCUUUCCUGAUCCGGCUGGACGACGAAGAGACUCUGAGCGCCAAAGACGCCAAGCUGCUCUACCAGGACUGUUUGUCAGAGUGCAAACAGAGACUGGUGGAGCAGGCCAACCUCAUUCAGAAACGCUAUGAAAAGGAGACACAAGAGCUGCAGAGGAAACAGCUGUGGUAUCAGAAGAACCAGCACAACAUGAAGGAGCUGCAGGAGGACGAGUACCAGAACUACUGCUCUGAGAAAACACUACGAAUACAUGUCGCCAAGAAACGCCUCAGCAUGCACAUGGAAGCAGCUCCUCGGGAGUACCAGAAUCUUGAGCAGAAGCUGAAACACGACCCUCGUCUGGCUCCUCACCUGCUCUGA
Molecule: messenger RNA, 2520 nt
Organism: Anoplopoma fimbria (sablefish)
Lineage: Eukaryota; Metazoa; Chordata; Actinopteri; Perciformes; Anoplopomatidae
Gene: drc7
Product: coiled-coil domain containing 135
Exons: 17
Coding region: 1-2520 (839 amino acids)
Biological process (GO): flagellated sperm motility
Cellular component (GO): motile cilium
Source: RefSeq, a predicted model, not a curated record